CUUCAGCAUGAUGGACAGCUGCAUUAUUACUGAGAUGGUUUUUGAAUUAGAAAAAUGCAUUAUUUUGUCUUACAGGGGUAAGUUUAACUGACUGUCUAACCUCAGUCCACAAACUGCUGCUGUUAAUAGAAAAUGUUGGACUUGAAAAAUUUUAAACCAGUCCUUUAAGGAAACAAUUCACCUGUGACUUGUAAAUGGAAAGAUUUAAACAACAGCAAGUUUUUCAGAUUUGGUCUUUCAUUCAUUCACACCUGCUCAUUCACUCCUUCAAAGCUGCAAACCGGAGAGCCUGAACUCACUCUGAUUUUAAUUUUUAAGGCUUAAAGCUGCAGUGUUUAUAAAAACAAACAAACAAAAAAACGUGUCGACUUGUUGGAAGGACGCAAUAAAUCAAACAAGUGCGUCCGUGUGCGCGCGUGUGCGCAUGCGAGGCGGUGCCACUAACUGUAAUUAUGUCGCUGAAAGCUCCUCCUCCGCCCAUUAAUCCCUCAUAUCCGCUAAUACCGCGCCAGACAUUUACCCACAAGUACCAGCUGCCGUCAGCCUACAUUUCAAAGUGCCGCUCUGUGUUUGGGACAGCCUGAGAGAGACUGACAAGGUUGUUUUCCGCGCUGUCACCUCUGUGUCCGUCCUGUUGUUGUUCAACUGAUAGACAUGGCCUCAUCCGAUGAUGCAGAGGGGUCUCUGACUCCUGUGGAUUUUAUCCAGCUGCAGCACUACAUGGAAUACAGCAGUUUGAGGGUGAAAGAUGUGAUUAAGGAGUUUCACACCGGGGGUCGGCUGGCCCAGCACAGCUUCGGAGAGUGUGUCGACGCUGUGGGUUUCUGUCUCUUUCUCAAGACCUACCUAGAGGUGGAUGACUUCCCUGCAGAUUUUUGCCAACGUCUUUUCCGCUAUUUCCAACACGUAGAGCAGGAUGGCUCCACAAAGAGCCCUCUGCCCAAAGGAGGUGGGGUCUUUCUUCGUGAUGUGUCCUGUUACUUCUCGGUGCUGGAGGACGGACAGCCACGGGAGAAGCUUGAAUUUACUUUCAAACUUUACGACAAAGAUUGUAACGGACUCCUGGACAGUUCAGAAGUGGAUCGUAUAAUCACCCAGAUGAUGCGAGCUGCAGAUUACCUGGGCUGGGACGUGACAGAACUCAGACCUGUGCUUCAGGACAUGAUGACAGCGAUCGAUGUGGACGACAGUGGCACCGUCACGUUGGAGGAGUGGUUGAAGGGAGGCAUGACCAAUGUGCCUUUACUUGUUCUGCUUGGACUGAAGAUGACAGAGAAGGACGGGCAGCAUAUUUGGAGGAUGAAGCAUUUCAACAAGCCAACCUACUGCAGUGUGUGUCAGAGCAUGCUGCUCGGACUCGGGAAGCAGGGACUCUGCUGCACCUGUUGCAAGUACACCGUCCACAGUCAGUGUGCCAACAAGAAUCCCGAACCCUGUGCUCCCACCUUUGUCAAAUCUAAAAAAGACAUGGGUAUAGCGGCUCACGACUGGGUCAGAGCUGACUGUAACUCCACAAAGUGUCAGGUCUGCCAUAAGAAGAUCAAAACUUUAGCAGGGAGGCGUUGUGUGUGGUGCCAGGAGAUGCGUCAUGAUGAGUGUAUUUUCUCUGGAAUAUCAACCUGUGAAUGUGGGCCGCUGAAAGAUCAUAUACUCCCUCCAUGGGCCAUAUACGCUGUCUCAAAGGAGGAGGACACCAGCCUGUUGAAUGUCACCCCUGAUGGCCACAUCCUGCAGAUUGUACCAAUUCCAGAUACCCACCCUCUGCUGGUGUUUGUCAAUCCAAAAAGUGGAGGAAAGCAGGGUGAAAGGGUGCUCAGGAAGUUUCAGUACCUGCUGAACCCUCGUCAAGUGUAUAACCUGUCUAAUGGAGGCCCAGCCCCGGGACUUCAUUUCUUCCAUAAUCUGCGUGAGUACAGGAUCUUGGUGUGUGGAGGGGACGGCACAGUCGGGUGGCUCCUGGAUGCUAUAGACAAAGCAGACCUCCAGGUGCAUCCUCCAGUGGCUGUCCUGCCUCUGGGCACAGGGAACGACUUGGCUCGCUGUCUACGCUGGGGAGGAGGAUAUGAGGGGUCUGAUUUGAGAGAGAUCCUGAAGGAGAUCGAAGGCAGUGAGUUGGUUCCCAUGGACCGCUGGAGCAUCCAGGUGAUACCGGACGAUCCUCAAGAAGUAGGAGACCCUGUUCCCUACGAGAUCAUCAACAACUACUUCUCCAUUGGAGUGGAUGCUUCUAUUGCUCAUCGUUUCCACUCCAUGAGAGAGAAACACCCACAGAGGUUCAACAGCAGAAUGAAGAACAAACUUUGGUAUUUUGAGUUCGCCACUUCUGAGACCAUCUCUGCCUCUUGCAAGAAGCUCAAGGAGUGUCUCACCAUUGAGUGCUGCGGGAGACACCUGGACCUGAGCAGUCUGUCUCUGGAGGGCAUCGCUGUCCUCAACAUACCCAGCAUACACGGAGGCUCCAACCUCUGGGGCGAAUCCAAGAAGCCUGACGGUGUGGCAGAGGCGGAGCAUAGUGAGGUCAUCACUGACCCUGAACUUCUCAAAACGAUCUCACAAGAUAUGAGCGAUAAACGUCUGGAGGUGGUGGGGCUGGAAGGAGCCAUGGAGAUGGGACAGAUCUACACUGGACUGAAGACUGGGCACAGACUGGCGCAGACCUCUAAAAUUACCAUCAGAACAGUCAAAGCCCUGCCCAUGCAAAUUGAUGGGGAGCCGUGGAUGCAACCUCCUUGUACUAUCCAUAUAACUCACAAGAACCAAGCUAACAUGCUAAUGGCUGCACCAACAAAACCGUCCGGCUUCUUUCACCUCAAGUAAGAGCACUGGUUUCACUGGUUUCACUACAGCAGUGAGACACGCCAUCCAGUCCACUGAGUGUCGCCCCACCAGCGUCGACUGGAAAAUGAUGCAGGAUGAGUAUUGAAAACAGAUCGUCCAUAGUUCCGUGUUUACCUGGUGUGUUGCUUGAAGUAUUAUUGUCUAUUAUUAUUAUUGUUUAUUUGCAAAUGAUCCCUGAUAUCUUAACUUAUUUCAGACAGAUUGCACUUUUCACAAGUGUGAAUUUCACCUGAUCACUGCUAUUGUGUGCCAAGUUAGUAAUAAUGCAGAGCAGAGCCUGGUGUGUAUUUACCGCAUAUGCAAACACAUAUUUACAUGUUUUAUGUUGUGUCGACUCUGUGGCUGAUCAAAUCUACAGUUGUGUCUUGGUAGUUUUAUUAUCUGUACUUCCUAAUGCAGCUAGUCAUGAACUGGUUUUGCUCGGCCUUCAGAAGCUCACAGCGACUCACCUUGUUAACCCUAAACCUACACUACCUGUCUGUUCUCGCACUGUCAGUGUCAAAAUUACAUAUAUAUAUAUUUCAGUGUUUUAACUGUUUCUUAAGUAGAUGUUGAAGACAUGAUGUGAGGAACACUUGAUUGAAUGUGACUGAAAAUAGUUUUAUAAUGAUUUGCUCUGCAGUUAUAACCUGAAAGUGCUGUGGACUGACCAAGUUUAGUAUUAAAAACAGCAUCCUAAUGUAUUUAAUACAUUAAGACUGACAGCAGUGAUGUUAGUUUACUCAGUGUGUGUUCUUGCUAGCCAUCUAUAUCUUUGGACCAUCUUUGCGCCAUUGACCAGGUUCUUAAAAACAGUCACAUUGAAACCUAUUGAAAUAUUACUGAACGAUGAUGAAAUAUUAAAAAAGGCAUGUUGUGACCAGAUAAAUGUUGGGGAAAUAAUUUGGUUUAAAACUUUGUUUCAGUGAUGUUCAUUACUGUGUGCUUGUAGGGUUUUUAUUUAGUCUUAAACUUUGAGGAGUCUUGUGUUGGAUUUUCAAUGUACUUGUAUACCAGUGAGGCUUUUUCAUCUUAACUCUUAUUAUUAAUAUUUUCUUUCUGUUGUUGUUCUAUGUUAUUAAUACUGUAACACUGAGUUUCAAUAUGAAUGCAAA
Messenger RNA from Thunnus maccoyii (southern bluefin tuna), 3932 nucleotides. It is a transcript of the gene dgkab, whose product is annotated as diacylglycerol kinase, alpha b. Gene Ontology annotation, biological process: intracellular signal transduction; diacylglycerol metabolic process; lipid phosphorylation. Gene Ontology annotation, molecular function: ATP-dependent diacylglycerol kinase activity; calcium ion binding. The record is from RefSeq and is a predicted model, not a curated record. The transcript is spliced from 24 exons. NCBI's taxonomy places the organism in Eukaryota, Metazoa, Chordata, Actinopteri, Scombriformes, Scombridae. Gene Ontology annotation, cellular component: plasma membrane. The coding region runs from base 655 to 2817 and encodes 720 amino acids.